AUGAGGCGGCGUCGGUCGCGCAGCCGGUCACCGAGACACGACGGCCCGCGCGGCCCGCGGAGCUUCAAGGAGUUCCUCCUGGACCAGCCGGGCGAGGUCACGCCCAAGGACGCCGAGGACAUGUACCGGAGGUACCUCGCCAACUUCUGGGCGUCGGAGCAGCGCGCCGAGUUCGAGAUCCGCAAGCACGAGCCGGAACUCAAGGCCCGCUUCCACCCCCACGUCGUCCAGAAGACCAUGCGCGAGCGGGACGGCGCGUGCCAGCAGGCCGCGCGGCUCUUCCUCGCCGACACGGAGCCGGGGAAGCCGAUGGACCCGCGACGCGACGAGUUCGGCCAGGCCGGCGCCCGGCAGUCGACACGCGAUGCGAAGGACAGCGAACACGGAGACGACGCGGCGGAGGCGGCUCCGCCCGCGGCGUGGCUUCCGGCGCGCAUCGACGACGACCUCGCGGUCGCCGUGCAGCUCGCGCAGGCGCUCGACAAGCAGCGGGGCGUGGAGGCGAGCCCGAUUGAGGUGGACGGGGUCGUCGACGACGGCGAGCAGGGCGCCGAGGCGGGGGGCAAGGCGGCGGAGGGCGAGGGGGAGGCGGAGGAGGGCGGGGAGGGGGAGGAGGAGGAGCUCGUCGGGGGUGUUUUGGGGGGGGUGUCCCGCGAACGCCAGCUCGACUUCGUCCUGACGUACCUGUGGGAGGUCCACGGCGUGGACUACUACCGCGGCGUGGAGCUCAUGCCGACGGACGUCACCGAGGGCGCCCCGCGCGAGGCGGGCGAGGCGCGCCGCGGCAGGCGCCUGCUCCGGUGCGAGCGGCCCAGCGACGGCGCCGGUCACGCGGCGACGCAGGGCCUCCCGCACCUGCGCGGGCUCGCGGGGUACUGGGCCGGGCGCGCGCGGGCGCCGGACGGGCUCGCGGAGGCGGCACGGACGGCCGAGCUGGAGGCGCGGGCGACGGAGUGGGUGAGCCGGCAUGUGGCGCAAGAGGGGGAGGCGUGGUGCUGCCGGGCGCCGGGGUGCGUGAAGAAGUUCAAGGGGCGGGAGUUCGUGGAGAACCACCUGCGGAAGAAGCACGCGGACGCCAUCGACGUCGAGAUGGAGCGGGCCGCGGAGGAGCUCUACCGACAGAACUUCAUGAGGGCGCGCGAGGCGGAGGCGGAGAACCGGCGGAGGGGCGCGAUGGGUCCGGGCCGCGGGCGCGGCCGCGGACGGGGCAUGCCGGGCCCGGGGCGUGGGCGCGGAGGCCCUCCCCCCAUGAUGGGCCCGGGCAUGCCGAUGGGCCCGAUGCCGAUGCCGAUGAUGGGCCCACCAGGCAUGAUGCCGCCGGGCGGCAUGAUGGUGCCGGCGAUGAUGCCGCCGAUGGCGAUGGUCCCCGUCGGGAUGGGCGGGCCGAGGGGCGGGCGCGGCGGCCGCGGGGGGCGCGGCGGUCCCUCCCCGGUUGCCGCGGGGCGCGGGCCGGUGGCGCCGAAGGAGUACGUGGACCACGACCAGCCGCAGAACAACCGGCAGCUGCUCGACUACGGCGACCUGUAG
Messenger RNA from Pedinophyceae sp. YPF-701, 1527 nucleotides. The record is from the annotation of a GenBank genome assembly. Lineage: Eukaryota; Viridiplantae; Chlorophyta; Pedinophyceae.